Messenger RNA from Oppiella nova, 1265 nucleotides. The record is from the annotation of a GenBank genome assembly. NCBI's taxonomy places the organism in Eukaryota, Metazoa, Arthropoda, Arachnida, Sarcoptiformes, Oppiidae.
ACAAAACACAAAACAUUUGGCAAUGUAUUGAAAAUAUGGCGAAAAUAUAAUUAAUUUAAACAACAAUUAAUUGAAUUCAUGAAUAUAUCACUCAUUGUGUGUGUUAUCAGUGAAUGCAUUGUUUGUGUCACGAGUGUCACCACUCAGUGAUGACCACUUCUCCAGACAAUUGAUCCCAAUUUCGGUGAUUUACUUGUGUUGAGACGCUUUUAGCUCAAGAAUUGAUUGAUUGAUCGGUGAAUGAGUUGUUAUGGUCUGAGAUGUCACUGAAUGAGAUCAGUCUGGAGAAGAAGUUGGCAGUUGUGACCAAUUCUCAGGACAGUAUCCAAGGUCUCUCACUUUGGAUCCUUCACCACAAGACUCACUACAAGAGGAUUAUUCACAUUUGGUUUAAUUGCUUCCACAAAGCCAAAUCGAGCCAUCGAUUGACACUCUUUUAUUUGGCAAACGAUGUCAUACAACACGCCAAACGCAAGGGUUUCCCACAACUCGUGGAUCACUUUGCAGAUUAUCUCAAGAAAGCCACCGCUCUUUGCAUAGAGGAUAAGAUCAGUGCAUCCAUUGAUCGCGUGUUCAACAUAUGGCUCGAGAGGAAUAUCUACAGCGAAGAGCUGAUCGAAGAGCUGAGGGGUUUGUUGUCGGGAAAGAGCGUGCAUUUGGCCGCUGUGUCGAAAAUUGUGGCCGAAUUCAAACUCUCGGAACUGAUCGACAAGAUUAAGAAGACCAAGAAGUCUGAACAGACGAGUGCAUCGAAGUUGGAGUCUCUGGUGAACUGCAAAGUGGACGCAACCAGUGGUGAAGUGUUGAACAAAUUGAAGGACAAAACACACGGCGAACAGUUCAGCCGUGACUUCGACGACGCGACCAAAUGUCUGGAAGCGGUCAUCAAUUCGCUCGAGAAAGAGGUCCACACGAGAAGCGAUUUAAUCGAAAGCCUCGAAAAGAGUGAAAUCUUUUACGAGACUCAGAUGGAAGAGGCGAAGACAGUGGUCGACGCCUACAAGAACUUCGGUCUCCGAGUGAAGAAUGUGUGGCGAAAGCUAGAAGAGAGUCGGAGUUCGCUUCCCAGUCCUCUGCCAUCGCCUCCGAGAGACGCGCCGUCGCCGACCAACUCAGACGACGGGCCGACUUUGCCUCAAAUGGAUGUCUUCACGACUGAUGUGAACGCUUUCCUCAGACGUGUGGUCUCUGAUUCGUCGAAAGGAGUGCACCAAACGGCCAGUUCUCUCGACCAGAGACUAUCAAAUCUGAUGCACAUCAAGUGA